CGUGUUGCCUGGGUCAGUUAUGUUAAGACUAUUAUUGUUCAACGUUUGUUUCACUGUUACCACCCUUCAAUAUGCACAUGGUAACAAUGGUAACUUCAGCCGUCUACAAGAGAGGUUUUUAGUUGAUGGUAACACAGUAACAGUGACCAUAGACUCCCAUCAUGCCAUCCAUACAGUCAGCGACAAGUUUGUCAGCGUUACUCUUGACACUGGAAAUCUCAAAUAUCAUUUAAAGUAUUUUCAUUCAAGCCUAAAGAAGAUACGCAACCUUGCAAAAGGCCUGGCUCCGGCGUACUUCCGUGUAGGAGGGACGUCCGCAGACAGGCUCAGCUUUAAAUCAGGGCCGUCGACAGACAUCAUAAUGGACGCUGGAGAGCUGGACACUCUUUACCAUUUCGCCAGAGAUGUUGGCUGGGACAUGAUCUUUGAUAUGAAUCUGCUUCAACGCCAUAAUGGAGAAUGGGACUCCAGUAAUGCCGAAUCACUGAUGAAGUAUGCCGCCAGCAAAGGAUACAGGUUCCAUCUAGAGUUAGGGAAUGAGCCCAAUUUAUAUGAACGUAGAAACGUACACCUGGACCCCGCCCAGAUUGGCCGUGACUAUGGCAAACUAAAACACCUUAUGAAUUCUAUACACCCUUUUAACGAAAUGAUGCUGGUGGGUCCGGCUUUGACAGGGAGUUUUCAUGUGGACUACUGUGAAAAGUUCCUAUCAACAGGGUCGACUUAUAUCGACGCCAUGACAGUGCAUCAUUAUUACAUGGACGGUUCGAAAGCUAAGGAGAGUAACUUCUUGAAUCCCAGCACCUUGGAUAAUUUCAAACACUUGAUCGAUCACUCCAAGGAAGCCUUAUCCAAAGCAUCAAAGGGAACACACACGACCUGGGUACUGGAGACGAGUUCGGCUUAUGGAGGAGGAGCUCACGUGCUCUCAGAAUCCUUUCUCGCUGGCUUCACGUGGCUGGACAAACUCGGCAUGGCCGCUGCCAAUGGUAUCCCUGUUGUUGCCAGGCAGAGCUUUGUGGGCGGUCACUACUCUCUUGUGGAGGAUGAUAACCCGUUACCAGAUUACUGGCUGACAUUACUGUACAAACGUCUGGUUGGUCGGAAAGUUCUCAAGGUCACCUCUAGCGAACAUAAUCGUCACUUCCGGAUCUACGCCCAUUGUUCCAGGGAUUCAGGACACCCUCGCAGCGUCACGUUUUACUUCCAAAACAUGCUGAGUUCCGAAGUGAAGCUAAACAUGAAGGAGUACACCAGUCACUAUUAUGAGCUGUACAUCCUGACAGCUGGCGGAGACGGGUCUUUGACAUCCAAGACCGUGAAGUUGAAUGGCCAUGAACUGCAUAUGAACGGUGAUUCCCUGCCUACCCUCUCACCGGUAACCGACAGAGUCUGGCCUGUGAAGGUUCCCGGCCACUCGUUCGGGUUCCUGGUCUCACCCCACGCCGACGCAUCCGCAUGUCCAUGAGGCAAAGUUAGCACUUAGCACUCAUGCGCAUGAGGCAGUUAGACAUUCGAUGAAAAGACAGGGCAAGGUACUGUUAAUAUGUGGAGACUAAAUGAGGGUAAAUGUAGCAUUUAUUGUUGUCUUUGAGUUCUGUUCACGUUUAUCCUUGAGGUACGAUUUCAUAAUCACGAAGAAAUGACAACAUUUGAUUUAUUUGAUUU
Liolophura sinensis is the source of this 1668-nucleotide messenger RNA. Its product is annotated as heparanase-like. Gene Ontology annotation, cellular component: membrane; extracellular matrix. Gene Ontology annotation, molecular function: hydrolase activity, acting on glycosyl bonds. Bases 20 to 1468 code for a protein of 482 amino acids. Lineage: Eukaryota; Metazoa; Mollusca; Polyplacophora; Chitonida; Chitonidae. The transcript is spliced from 10 exons. The record is from RefSeq and is a predicted model, not a curated record.